GCACAGGGUGACUACUACAGGUACAUGGCAGAAAUCAACGAUGACAUGGACCGCACAAGAGCCACCACUGCCGCCAAAGCAGCGUAUGAGGAUGGCACCAAAGUGGCCGAGACCUCACUGAAGGUGACAAGCCCUUUUCGUUUAGGACUCGCUUUGAAUCAUGCCGUGUUUUACUACGAGGUGAUGAAUGCUCCAACAGAAGCUGUGCGGAUCGGCCGAAAGGCCUUUGAGGAUGCAGUCCGAGAGAUAGACAAUCUUGGAGAAGAAGGGGCAAAGGAGUCUGCGUUGGUGAUGCAGCUGCUCCGAGACAACAUCACUCUGUGGACAUCAGAUCCCAGCUGAUGACUCAACAUGUUUCACCGCUGUGCUGAGCCUCGAUGCUCUUGCUUCACAUAUCUCAGAAGUCC
Molecule: messenger RNA, 407 nt
Organism: Cladocopium goreaui
Lineage: Eukaryota; Dinophyceae; Suessiales; Symbiodiniaceae
Source: the annotation of a GenBank genome assembly